Molecule: messenger RNA, 756 nt
Organism: Cladocopium goreaui
Lineage: Eukaryota; Dinophyceae; Suessiales; Symbiodiniaceae
Source: the annotation of a GenBank genome assembly
AUGGUAGUGCUAGUGCAGUUAUUGAGCCUAGGACGAGACGGUGUCGUUGCCGGCGUCAAGGCAGCCAGGAACUUGGUCCGUAUCCUUGAGGACUCAGAGAGGCUGCAUCGCCGGCAGAUCCAAGUGCAGGUGACUUGGGGGAAGGCUGGGCCCUUGGCAAACCUGGGUCAUUUCCAUCCAAUUGCUUCGUUGCUUGGGAAACAGCCAUCAGGAUGGAAGCAGCUGAUGCCAACUGCCGAUGACUUUGCGCGGACAGCCAUGAGGACAGUGAGCCCCCUGCCGUCGCUGGAGCAGCUAGCGCCGCGGCGCAUGCCGGUAUUGCUUCACAUCUAUGACGCGCUACCCCCAGAUGCAAUCCGUUCAGAAGAUGAUCUACAUGCAGGGGCCAUGCAUCAUUCAGCCGGCGUUGUUGAAGAAUCGGCUGCUUUGAUUUGCAGUCUGGGAUUCAAAUUUGAGUUUCCGAACUAUGAUCAGCUGGCAGACCAGGAACACCCAUGCUGCGCAGCUGCCAAAACAUGCAAACAGGGCAAGGCUACCGCAACAUGCACAGAGAAGUGCAACGCAAAAGUCAUGGGCGUCCUGGACAAUGACAUUUGGCUUCCAGAGUCCUGUGUCUCACCUGCUUCUGUGGCGCCUCCAGAAGAGUUUAAGGAAUCCAAGUUGAACAACGUGCCUGCGGUCCCCAAUGCAGCCGUGAAGGCAUUUGAAGGCAAAAAACUGACUGCAAAGAAUGACAAGCUCGAGAUCACUUGCUGA